AUGUCCUCAGCUAAGGCAAAGCAUUGUUAUGCGAUAGAGAGUACUUACCACUCCAGAAAUUUACGCUAUUUAAAGGAUUUUAACAGAUCCAGAUAUUACAACACUCAUACCAUCUACGUCUCUCAAAAGGAUAACCUUUAUGACGCAUUACAAGAUGAAAAUUCUUUUGAAGAUAGGUUUCACUUUCACCAAAGAAGAUACAAGAAUUAUGGUAGAGGUACUAAAUCAAUUGAAAUAAUUACUUCAAAUAUAUUCUUUGAGUUUUGGUUAUCUUUAUAUGCUGGUGCUGGAAAAGGUUGUGCUGCAACAUUAUCAAUAGUUACCGCUGUAAUUUGUUAUUUGAUCUUGAUUAAUCGUGUUUCAAAAUAUUAA
Messenger RNA from Scheffersomyces coipomensis, 372 nucleotides. RefSeq lists its product as uncharacterized. The record is from RefSeq and is a predicted model, not a curated record. NCBI's taxonomy places the organism in Eukaryota, Fungi, Ascomycota, Pichiomycetes, Serinales, Debaryomycetaceae. Bases 1 to 372 code for a protein of 123 amino acids. The transcript has a single exon.